Danio rerio (zebrafish) is the source of this 2357-nucleotide messenger RNA. RefSeq names its product gap junction protein alpha 8 paralog b (gene gja8b). NCBI's taxonomy places the organism in Eukaryota, Metazoa, Chordata, Actinopteri, Cypriniformes, Danionidae. Gene Ontology annotation, cellular component: plasma membrane; gap junction; connexin complex. The record is from RefSeq and is marked provisional. Gene Ontology annotation, biological process: transmembrane transport; cell communication.
AAGAGAAGGGGGAACACAAAUACUCUGGAGCUCUUACUGUGUGCUGACAGUCAACCAUGGGUGACUGGAGUUUCUUGGGCAACAUCCUCGAGGAAGUAAAUGAGCAUUCGACGGUAAUCGGUAGGGUGUGGCUCACGGUCCUCUUCAUCUUCCGAAUCCUCAUCUUGGGCACAGCCGCAGAGUUUGUGUGGGGCGACGAGCAAUCGGAUUAUGUGUGCAACACGCAGCAGCCGGGUUGCGAGAACGUUUGCUACGACGAGGCCUUUCCCAUCUCGCACAUUCGCCUCUGGGUGCUCCAGAUCAUCUUUGUUUCCACACCCUCAUUAGUGUACGUGGGCCACGCCGUGCACCAUGUACACAUGGAGGAGAAGCGUAAGGAACGGGAGGAGGCUGAGCUCAACCGGCAGCAAGAGAACGAGGAGAGGCUGCCGCUGGCGCCUGAUCAGGGAAGCGUCCGUACGGCCAAGGAGACGAGCACAAAGGGCAGCAAGAAGUUUCGUCUGGAGGGCACUCUCCUGAGGACCUAUAUCUGCCACAUUAUCUUCAAGACUCUCUUUGAGAUCGGCUUUGUGGUGGGUCAAUACUACUUGUACGGCUUCCGAAUCUUGCCACUCUACAAGUGCAGCCGUUGGCCGUGCCCAAACACGGUUGACUGCUUCGUCUCAAGACCAACCGAGAAAACCGUUUUCAUCAUCUUCAUGUUAGCUGUGGCCUGCGUCUCACUGUUCCUCAAUUUUGUGGAAAUCAGCCAUUUAGGCUUAAAAAAGAUCCACUUUGUGUUUCGUAAGCCGGUGCGGCCGCAAGUCGAGGGACCAGGAGCAGCCGAAAAGGCAUUGCCUUCCAUAGCUGCCUCAUCGAUCCAGAAAGCCAAAGGUUACAAGUUGUUGGAGGAGGACAAAUCCACGUCGCACUUCUUUCCUCUGACUGAGGUUGGGGGGAUGGAGGCUGGACGCCUGCCGGCUUCAUAUGAGCCAUUUGAGGAGAAAUCUGACGAGGCCAUGGCACCUAAGAAAGACAUGUCUAAGAUGUAUGACGAAACGCUGCCCUCUUACGCCCAGACGACCGUGAUUGGACCGAGUGCAUCGUCAGGAAUUCUGCGCAGGGAUGAAGAUGAGGACGAGUUGGCUGUGGAGGCAGACAUGGAGGCCAGCGAGACGAUAGAAGAUACACGACCGCUCAGCAGCCUGAGCAAGGCCAGCAGUCGCGCAAGGUCAGAUGACUUGACGGUAUAAGUGAUCCAGUGGAACUGGAUUAGAAGUGCAGCAGUGUAAGUUGUAGUUUUGGGGAAAGUGAGUAAACCUGAAAGAGAUUUAGAAGAAAGGAUGAGGUGCCUUUCGGGCAACUGCGGCGUCACUUAUAAUACCAGCUUCUUUUUUUGAAGGAAGGAAAUGAUUGAAAAAAAUAAUGCUGUGCAAUUUUCAUGAGGAAACUUGAGAGCUUGAUUCAUUUUUUUUAUACAGCAGUAUUUUUCGUACUGUUUUUUAUCAAACAGUUAACAAACCAGAGCUAGGGAUCUGCAGCAGCUAGAUCUACACAUAGGGAGGAAUCGGGAGAAGGUAUUUAGCGAACAAUAUGUGGUGUUUUUUUAAUAAUAACAUUUUCUAUCCAGAAUUUUACCGAGGCGAGAUUCUGAUGUUUACAUUUUUGGAUUAGCCAUUAGCUGAAUGUUUGUUUGUGACAUUUUUUGUUCUUAUUCUGAUAAGAAAACUGUCAGGGCAUCAUCCUUUUCACCUCAAUCAUUUCAACCAUACAUGAUGAUGAUUACUCGAUCAAUCUUCUUGAUUUGUAUGUGAAUGGUACUGUAACGCAUAGGUGUAUGUGAGGUGACACAAAUGCUGAUGGUUUUGUUGCACAGUCGUUCAUCAUGGCAUAAUAGUGACAUAAAGACUAUUUAUUUAAAAGAAAUGACCACCACUGAUAUACGUCAAACAUGAUGACCUUGUUUCUGGUUUCACUCACUUACAUUGAGAGUCAUAAACUGAGUGUAUCUAGCGAUAACUGUAAUAACUGCGUUAGCCAUAGAAGAGAUAGUAGGCCACAUUCUUUCUAGUCUCUCUGCGCAAGCAGCCAUGAUGAUGAUGAUAAAGAUCACGCCCAAUCAGCACAAAGUAUUGUUUAACAGGAGACAAUAAAACAACAUUACAUGACAUGCCACCGCAGACAGUCUCACAUCCUUGAUGUUGUUGGAAACAACAUUUGAGUGCUUUUUCCCUUCAGAAAAGGACUGGAAAUAAUUCAGAAUAUUUCAAAAGGCCAGAACAGAAGUGUUUUGCCCCUUGAUUAAGUUAAUAUUUUUAGCAGAGACACCUUGUUUUUGGUUUUAAAUAUGCCUAGGAGUUUAGAGUGAUGUAUAGAAA